Theobroma umbraticum is the source of this 902-nucleotide messenger RNA. The record is from RefSeq and is a predicted model, not a curated record. Lineage: Eukaryota; Viridiplantae; Streptophyta; Magnoliopsida; Malvales; Malvaceae.
ACAUAGAGAGAGUCGCAUGUCUCACAAACAAAAAUAAGACCGUUAAAUAUUCAUUUUCAGUUCAUAACCGGUUAGUAUAGGGACUUCCUAACUCCAACGGAAAUGUCAACGAGAAAAUUACCCCAGCUUCAUGCAAUAUAAGUUCCAAAAACAAGUCCUUGCCAACUAUUUUAACCAAGCCAAGCCAAGAUAAGCCAAGCCAUUCGUUUCCCUGUUUCCAAGGAGACCCUCUCUCUGCUCCGCAUUAAAGAUCGAACACAACUGAAACCAGCUCCCGACAGCUCUCUCUAGUAAAUUUCUCCCACUUUCCCUACUCUCUCUAUAUAUAAAUACUUUAGGAAGAAAGAGCCAGGAGAUUUAGAAGAGUGGAAGAGAGAGGGAGAGAGGAGAGAAUGGCCACUGGAGCAGCGGUUGAGAUGAUGCUCCGGUGUGUGCUUGAAGGAAGCCUGGUGAUGCAAGAUAUUGAGAUCGAGCGAAGACCAUAUCAUCGCAACUGUAGCUGUGCCCUGCACAACUUAAAGGGUGUCUGCUCUUCCGCUUGUACUCGUACAAGGAGUAUAUCGUUUUCCAAGAAAAAGACCUGGAGUGAUUGUACCUUGUCCAUGGCAACUUCCCAUUUCUCCUCCCAAUCUUCUCUUCCUGGUGGCUCUUCCGUUAGAAGCAUGGAAUCAAAGACAUCAAGGGGGGGUUUUUGCUGCACAAAUGGUGAAAAUAUGUCAGAGGUUUGAUACAGAUAGCAGGUUAGGAGAUUGAUAAUUUUUUUCCCCAUAUUUUAGACCAAGAUUCUUUCAGUUGCAUCCCUGUAAAUCCUAUUGAAUUCAUUGUAGACAAACCGUAGCCAAACCUCUAUGGUUCUGAACAAAAUUAUUGUUGUUCAAAAAACUUGUACCACCAUCUUUUUA